UCUAAUACAACGCCGUGCCUUCUACACCGGCAUCCGUUUGUUUUCUGCCACCGCAAUAAUAUUUGAACGCGUGGCAUGGGUUUCUGAAGCUAUUGUCUGUUGCUAGACUAUAGAUUCAAUACCUGGUUUUUAUCCCAUACCCGUUACCGCACUGAUAUUCUGAGCUCGCUUUUGCGGCGCGACCUCUAUUUUGCCCCGACGUAAACAUGGCGCAGAUAUCACGCUAUCUGCCCUUUUCGGCCUCGAUAACGAUCGUCCAAGCUGCAACAUACCUCCUGGGCAUAUCGCUGUUUAGCAUCUCAUUUCUUGUCUUCCUCAACAGCUCCGUGUCUUUCGUAAUCACCGAUCUCAUCGGCCAGAAGAAGGGUGUUGGCAAUGUUGUUGGAACUCUGGGCUUUGCAGAUGAGCUCGUUGCUCUUGUGGCCUGCCCGGCCUGGGGUCUGAUUUCUGACCGACUAGGUGUCAAAUGGGUUGCGGCCAUCGGGUAUCUGAUUAUUGGUGUAUCGCUAUUUGUCUUUGUCCAAGCUACCAAUGUAUACCCGCAGCUACUGCUCGCCCGCAUCUUGUUCGCCGUUGGUGCUUCGGCAGCAGCUACCAUGGUUACUGCUAUUCUCCCAUCGCUGACGGAUGAUACCGACGGUGACGACAACAGCUUCGAAGCCAGACGAAAGGCUAACCGAAACGCAAGGCUUAGUGCCGUCUUCUCGGUGGAAUCAGAAAUCACAAUCACCCCGGAACGCUAUACACGUACCUCCUCAAACGAUGGCGAUACUUCAGCCAGUGUUGACCCCGUGGAGGCACCUCGAAAGCCAUCUGCUCUGGCAGGUUAUGUCGGCAUGUUUACUGGGUGUGGUGCUCUGGUUGCUCUAGUUGUCUUUCUCCCGCUGCCAGCAUCAUUUGGGCGCUUAAAGGGCGUGACACAGGCACAGGCUGUCGCUUACAGCUUUUACGUGGUCGGCGCCAUUGCUCUGUUUGUGUCGGCAUUUGUCUUUGUUGGCCUGCGUAAUCUGAAGGGCGAGGAAGGCAAAGGCUGGGGUCUUUUGCUCGGACGCCGCGGCUCAUACCUUGAAAUCGGUGACGUCGACGAUGAUAUGCGGGUUCCGCAGAAGCGCCGUAUUCCUUAUGUCCAUCUGAUGAAAGACUCUGUUCUUCUAGCCUUUACCGACUCCAGAAUUGGCCUCGGCUAUCUUGGUGGCUUCGUUGCUCGUGCUUCAACAGUGGCCAUAUCCCUCUUUAUCCCGCUAUUCAUCAACACAUACUUUAUCGACAACGGCUUCUGCCAUGGCUCGCCUCAUGACCCAUCACCGGAACUUAAGAAGGAAUGCAGGGCAGCUUAUAUUCUCUCAUCGAUCCUCACAGGUGUAGCCCAACUAUUUGGUCUGCUGUGUGCUCCUCUGUUUGGCUAUCUUUCUGGCCGAAAAGGUCGCGUCAACUAUCCUAUCGUGGUAGCGACUACUUUUGGUAUCCUCGGGUACACGAUCCUUCCUCAGCUUGCCAGCCCAGAAAUCAAAAACGUCGAUGGAAGAGGUGGUAGCCCUGCUAUCUUUGUUCUUGUCAUUCUGAUUGGAAUCAGUCAGAUCGGCUCCAUUGUUUGCAGCCUGGGUUCUCUAGGACAGGGUGUGUUGGCAGUUGACUUGCCCCGUAGCUUCCACCGUGAGGCUUCUCUUGCACCCGAUGAGGACGAGUCUACAGAGGAUGAACCGCUCAUUCGAAUUGCCGCGGACGAGAACAGAGUAUCUCGUGUCCGCCUCAAGGGUUCCAUUGCUGGCGUGUACUCCCUCUGCGGUGGUGCAGCCAUUCUACUGUUGACAAAGCUGGGAGGGUAUCUGUUUGAUAACUUGUCCACUGGCGCGCCCUUUUAUAUGAUGGCCGGAUUUAAUGCCGUCUUGCUCAUUGUCAGUCUCUGGAUGGAUGCUGCCCAUACCUUCGCACGCAUGUGACGGUAGGCUUGGGUUCGCAUCCACCUAAUGGUGUGCAAUGAUAUGUACAUGAGGCUUGCUGACGAUUUCUAUUUAAUUAUUUCCAUUUUUAGCAAGCGUGUCGGUUAGGUUCGUUCUUUUGCUUUUCUGUUUUCAAUGACGUAUAUCCCAGAUUGUAUAGCUGCUAUGAAAUAGUCUAAUGAAAGCCUCUGUCAUUUUACU
[Torrubiella] hemipterigena is the source of this 2141-nucleotide messenger RNA. The record is from the annotation of a GenBank genome assembly. Lineage: Eukaryota; Fungi; Ascomycota; Sordariomycetes; Hypocreales; Clavicipitaceae.